AUGGCAUCCGAGACUGGUACCAGUAUCGUGUCAAAUGAACGGUGUGAUGUAAAUAAUACAAUUCAGCAAGUAUUUGAACCAUUACAAACGGAAACAACCAGUGUAAAAGUGUCGAGAGCAACGUGGAAUAGUGUUAUUAAAGAGUCAAACGAAUUUUCGGACAAUUUCGCUUUGCAUUCAAUCAGGACGCCCACGAUAUUCUCUACAGCGUCAUCGUUUAAUACAAACACGGAAGGGAACGAAUUACGGAAAAACGUGAAUUUCAUGAGCUCUUCUGGUGAUGUGGAAAAACGUAUUAGCUUUAAAAUUGCGGUCAACACUGAAUUACGUACAUCAUCCUUCGAAUCGCACAGCAUGUCCAAUCAAAGGAAUGAUCUGGAUCGUGUUACCUGUAUUUCUGAACAACCAGACGAAAAUCCAGAUCACUGCAACAAUGAAUUAAUGAAAACAUUAAUAGAACCAGUUCAGCAUGCUAUCCAUGUUGAUUUAGCAUGUAAUAAAGAUACAACAGUAUCUAGUGGGCUACACACAUUAUCAAGUAAACUAGAAGGAUGUGUAAGUUUUGAACAUGGCAAUACCCCUCAGUUAGGAGAAAGUCCUCAAAGUAACGGUGAAGUAAUUAGUAGUCCAAGAAGCCCAGAUUAUCCUCCAAGAGUAUCUGAUAGUCCAAAUAGUCCAAAUACAACACUCCCUAGUAGUAUGACAUCACCAAUUAUGACUUCAACUAUUGUAAUGGAUACAGCAAAAUAUGAUUCAGAAAAUACAAACAAUUUAACUGCUAAAGUUAAUAAGAAUCUUUCUUAUUCAUUUUGUGAACAACUGGAAAAAGCUGAAGAACAAGUUGCUGUUACACAAAUAAAAUCAAUAGAAGAAGAAAAAACAGACAAGAUGGAUACAAGUCAUAGAGAUAUAAAAUCAGAACUUAUUGAAGUAAAAACAGAAUUGGUAGAUUCUCAAGAACAAUUAGGUAUAGUUAAGUCAGAUUGGGCUGGUGAUAAUAUACCUACGACAAUGAUUGAUCGGACAGAUACCGUACUGUCUCAUGAUAAACCAAUAAAUUGUAUUGGUACUUCAUCUUCAAGUUCCCAAUCUAAAUCGUAUUCAUCUUCAAGAGAGAAACGCAGUAAAGAACAUAGUGAACGACGUUAUUGCUCGCGAUGUUAUAAACGUAGUAAAAUAAAACGAGCAAGCAUUGGUGUACAGUGUAAACGAGAUCGUAGCAUAGUUUCAUUAAGCAGUAAGCCAAUGUCUCAUCCACUUUCAAAAUCUACGAAUGAAAAUCUCAGGUUAAACUUGCAAACAAAAAAUUAUAAAAUGCUUCACAAUACACCAGUUAAAAGUGAAAUAUUAGAAGGCCUAAAGUACAAGAAGUUCAUUCAUAUAGAAACUUAUCCUAAUGGUGGUGCAACUGUUGUGCAUAUGUAUCAAGAUGAAAUUGAUACACUGUCUCAUGAACAAAUAGAGGAAUUAGCUCAAGAAUAUUUCAAAGUAGUUUUUGGUGAGGAUGAAAAUGGCAAUGCGUAUCAUGUUAUGGGAAUAGUACAUAAUGCUGCAGCAUAUCUCCCUGAUCUCUUGGAUUAUAUGGCAGAUAAUUAUCCUACGUUAACUGUUAAAAAUGGUGUAUUAGGAAGAAACAGUGAUAUAGAAACUACAACUAUGGUACAGUACAAAGAACAAGUGUGUAAAGCUUAUAGCAAUGGUACUGUUAGAUAUGGACCUCUCCACCAAAUAAGUCUUGUAGGCACUGUUCAUGAAGAAGUUGGUGGAUAUUUUCCAGAUCUUCUACAGAAAUUGGAAGAAAAUCCAUUUUUAAGAUUGACUAUGCCUUGGGGUCCAUUAUCUGUUGUUAAGAUGGAUACUCCGCAAGAAUCAAAUGAUGGUCCAAUUUUAUGGAUCAGACCUGGAGAACAAUUAGUUCCAACAGCAGAUAUAAAUAAAAGCCCUUAUAAAAGGCGUAGAACAGGCAUUAAUGAAUUACGAAAUCUGCAGUAUUUACCACGUCUUAGUGAAGCACGCGAGUAUAUGUUUGAAGAUCGUACCAAGGCACAUGCUGAUCAUGUUGGUCAUGGAUUAGAUAGGAUGACAACGGCAGCAGUUGGUAUAUUGAAAGCUGUUCACGGUGGACAUGCUUCAGAAUAUAACAGAAUUACAAAAGAUGUUGUAGCUUUCUAUGCUGGCGAUUUUCCUGAACUAGCCGAAAAAUUGCAGUUAGACCUUCAUGAACCACCAAUAUCACAAUGUGUACAAUGGGUUGAAGAUGCUAAAUUAAAUCAGUUACGUAGACAGGGUAUUCGUUAUGCUAGAAUAAAUUUAUAUGAUAAUGAUAUUUACUUUUUACCACGUAAUAUAAUUCAUCAAUUUCGAACGGUUUCUGCAGUUUCAAGUAUAGCGUGGCAUGUCAGAUUGAAACAGUAUUAUCAAGAAUCACAACAUAAUUCAAGCGUUAGACAUGGACGUGUUGGAAACGAACCGUGUCACCGUAUAAAAGAAAAGAAACCAUUGGAAACCGUAAAUAUAGGAGAUGAACAAAAAGAAAAUACAAACCGACAACGUAUAGAGCAAAAACAUUCUAUUGAUUCACUCGAAGAGAAAAAAGCAAAAGAAAGGGCUGCUGAAUAUCAAGGAAAUUUGAAGAAAUCAGAUCAUCAUGGAAAGCGUAAAGAAGAUCGUAAAAAUAGAGAACAUACAAGACAUUCUUCCAUCUCAAAUAAAAGGAAAGAUUCUACAGAGAAUAGUGACAACUGUUCGGAUCUUUUUAAUAAUAAAUCUACAAAAAAUAGUACAAUAGAACAAAAACAAAGCAGUGAAAAAAGAGAUGAUAAGAGAUCUGAAAGAAGACAUGAAGACCGUCGACGAUCUAAUGAAAAAUCAUCCAGUCAUCACUCUCACAGUAGUAGUAGUAGUAGCAGCAGCAGCAGCAGUAGCAGCAGUAGUAGUAGCAGUAAUAGUAGUCACUCUGGAGAGAAAAAAAAGUAUGAUUGUAGUAGUCAUAAACUAGAUCACAAUCGAAGUCAUCACAAUCGAUCUAGCAGUAACAAUACAUCAAGUAAAGAAAGCAUUUCAAAUGUCACAGAAUCUAAAUCUUCGAAUAAGUUUAAUACUUCGGGAUCUACGUCGAAAGAAGAUAAAAGACGAUUAUGUUCAUCAGAGGUUUGUUUGGAAGAUGAAAAUUCUGAUUGUAAUACUGUUAUUCUUGAACAAACUGUAUUAGCACAACGACAAUUGAUAGCAAAAACUUAUGCUACAGAAGUUGUUGACAAAGCUUUAGAAAUUGCAAUAUAUAAAUCAAAGACUGACGUAGAGGAAGUCUGUCAAUCUUUACGAACUGGUGUGGCAGAAGCUUCAAAAGAAAUAUUAGAAAAAAUUCAUAAAGAAAGUUUUGAAAUCGCUGAACAGAAGUACAAAGAUGAUAAAACAAAAGUAGAACGAUAUUGUCAAUUAUUGGAAGUGGAAACUACAUUGGCGUUCACAUCAGAAAAGGAAUGUGCAACUGAAAAUGCAGUGAAAGCAUUAAUUGAAAUGGCCGAAGAUGAAGCUAAAGAAAGAUCAAAAAAUGAAAAAGUUUGUGUAUUAACUACUGCUAAUUCAUCUGAAGAAAGUUCAGUACCAACAUCGAAAAUUACUAAUUCUUCCUCUUGUUCUUCAAUUACAUCUACAUCUCCAUUAACCGAAACUGAAAGACACAAUAGUAGGAAUGGUAGCAGUGAUGAAAAUUUAUCUAAACUAUCAUCUGAUAUGCAUACAAUGCAGUCAGAAUCUAAAAGAAAGCAUAGAGAUGAUAAAAGUUCUAGAAAUCAGCGGCAUAAAGACAGAAGAGAUCGAGAUAGGCGUGAUAGAGAACAUAAGAGGCACCAUCAUCGAAGUCCUCAGUGUAAUAAGUCUGAGAAUAAAACAGGAGAAACUAAUAAUAAAGAGGAUUCAUUAAAAAUCCUUUCACUGCCCAAAGAUUGUAACAUUUCUAGUAAAAGUACCGAUCGUACAGAUAAUAAAGAUAGUGACAAAAAGUUGGAAAAAAGGCGAGAGGGGCAUCAUAGUCAUGGAAGAGAUGGACAGAAAAAGUCAUCUAGUAGUCGUUCAUCGAAAGACGACACAGCGUCAAGUCGUUCUCAUUCAUCGAGUUCGAAUCACAAAAGAAAGUCAAAUUCAUCUGAGGAACAUAAAGAGUCAAAGAAAAUGUGUGUUGAGAAGGAUAUUGUUACGACAGCAACAGCGGAUCCAAAUUCUCUCGGCACUUCGUUAACUCUGAUAACAGUGACAACAGUGGCUCAGUCAACAACGACAAAUACUGUCGUAUCAACGUGAAAAGGUGAAAAUUAUCUUAAGCUGUAGUACAAUCUGCUUAUUAGAAAUAAAAGUCCGCACAGUCGAGCAUAUAUGCCGACAAUCUCAUAUGUGUGGACUCUAACUGAUUUGGGUAUAGUAUAUUUACAUUAUAUAUCCGAAUUUACAGAAAUAUGAGACGCAUACCAAAAUACAGAGUAUCAUAAAAAUGUGUCAGACAUCAAAGUAGAAAUAAUUGCCACGUUUUAUGCAAAGACCAGUUAGAACUGUUACUAAUUGAGAAUUUGCUACAUCAUCGUUUCCAUGCAA
Molecule: messenger RNA, 4590 nt
Organism: Eufriesea mexicana
Lineage: Eukaryota; Metazoa; Arthropoda; Insecta; Hymenoptera; Apidae
Cellular component (GO): nucleus
Source: RefSeq, a predicted model, not a curated record